Molecule: messenger RNA, 2258 nt
Organism: Neltuma alba
Lineage: Eukaryota; Viridiplantae; Streptophyta; Magnoliopsida; Fabales; Fabaceae
Exons: 3
Coding region: 539-1948 (469 amino acids)
Source: RefSeq, a predicted model, not a curated record
UCAGAUUUUUCUCCUCCUCCUUCGUCAAGCGCGGCAUCGACGGGCGAAAGAUCUGAUGAGACACUUGCGCGCAGAUAAUUGAAGUAGCCUUUCUGAAUUUGGUGGUGGCUGUCACGAUAUUUAUUUUUCAAAUGGGAAACUUUGAAGUUUCAACUUUCAACAGAGCAGCCGAAUCAAAUAAUAUUUGUAUAUUUCUAUUUUUUUGUCAUUGUCAAAAACAUUGACCUUUGGUUGACAGGUGGCCGUCCUCUUCUGUUUUCUCCUCACCCCUACCCAUUUUCGUUCCGGUCGAUAGACCGUAAUGAACUAAUGAACCUCACCAACCGUUCGAUUCUGAUUCGUGAGGGUGUGGGAAGUGACCUAACCUCUGUGUACACAUGGAGAAGUAACUGACUUGGAACGUCAAAGUUAACUGCUCUCUUGCGCCGCGGAUCACGGUGGCGCUUUCUAUAAUUAUAAAGCUCAAACCGUCUGAACUCUUUCUCACACAGCAAAACCGAUUGCGCUCUGCAGAAUUACAUCAAAUUUCCUUGUGAAUAUGCAGCAUCUGAAAAACCCCACCAAAACCCAGUCUUUGAUUAGCUUCAUCUUGGUCUGCUCUUCAUUUGGGGUCGUUUAUCUUCUCGUAUCAUUGCUAGCUGUUCGUACUUCUAGGGUCGUACAUGUGCAUUCUUCUUCACAAGAUGUGGCUGCGCAGACGUCACUUGAUCAUAUUGUGUUUGGAAUUGCUUCAAGCAUGAAAUCAUGGCCUAAGCGAAAGGAGUAUGUGAAACUCUGGUGGAAACCCAAUCAGAUGAGGGGAUGUGUGUUUGUCGAAAGCCUUUCAGCCGAAGAACAGGCCAACAAUGCCAGUUCUUCUCUUCCUCCUCUCUGCGUUUCUGAGGAUACUUCAAGAUUUCGUUACACCUACCGAGGUGGAUCCCGGUCAGCAAUCCGUGUGGCACGUGUUGUGGCGGAGACUGUUGCUCUGAAUCAUUCUGAUGUAAGAUGGUAUGUCUUUGGAGAUGAUGACACAGUUUUCUUUCCAGAGAAUUUGUUGAAGAUCCUCUCCAAAUAUGAUCACGAACUUUGGUACUAUAUCGGCGCGCACUCAGAGAGCUACGAGCAAAACCGAUUCUUUGGCUUUGGAAUGGCUUUUGGUGGAGCAGGUUUCGCCAUAAGUUCCUCCCUAGCAAAGGUUUUAGCUAAAGUUUUUGAUUCAUGCAUAGAAAGGUAUCCUCAUCUAUAUGGAAGUGAUGGCAGGGUGUACUCUUGCUUGACAGAACUCGGCGUUGGAUUAACCCACGAACCCGGUUUUCACCAGGUUGAUAUGCACGGAAAUAUGUUUGGUCUAUUGGCUGCACACCCUGUGACACCCUUGUUAUCCCUCCAUCACCUGGACUAUACAGAUCCUGUCUUUCCCAACAUGACGAAAACACAAGCCUUAGGACGUUUAUUUGAGGCUGCUAAUGUGGAUUCUCAGAGGAUCAUGCAACAAACAGUUUGUUAUGACAGGUGGUUUUCAUGGACAAUCUCGGUGUCAUGGGGCUAUGCUGUUCAGGUGUUCCCAAACCAUAUGUUCUUGCCUGAUGCUCUGAGCGUGCAACAAACAUUCAGGCAGUGGAAGAAGGGAAGUGCAUUUGCAGGAGCAUUCACUUUUAACAAAAAAGACCCUCACCCCGACCCAUGCAAAAGACCCACCAUUUUUUACCUGGACAGUUUGUCUUCAGGCCAGGAUGUGAUCACAAGUAAUUACACUAGACAUUAUCAAAACUGUUCAUAUGAUUCUGCUUCGCCGAGGAAAAUGAAAACGAUCAAAGUGGUUACAAAUAAGCUAGACCUCAACAUAAAACAGUUGCAGGCUCCGAGAAGGCAGUGCUGUGAUGUGUUGCCCUCUACAGCUCGUGACUCCAUGGAAAUUGCAAUUAGAGAAUGCAAAGAGGACGAAUUGAUUUACAUGCAUCGAUAGAAGUACAAUAUCAAGCGUUGUUGAGGCAAACAAGAAAAAAGAAAUAGUUGAAGGAAAUGUACAAGGGAAUGCCCACAUAUGCUUGUAGAGUCUCAUCAUUAGUCCAGAAUUCCCAUAGAUGCUUGUAGAGAUUUACCAGCCUAGUCGACUUCAGAUAAACUAAUAGCACACCAGGCAAUAUACUGAGGCUGCUAGGAUGGAAACGCAAGGGGAAAAGUUGUAUUUUGAAGGUUAAUUGACAUUCUUUUUGGUCAAGUUAUUGACUAAUAAAUUCAAUAAUGGAUUUCUAGUCUGCUUCCUUCAGCUAAAA